ACGAGGGCGCUGUUACGAAACAUUACAACGACAACAGUCUCUAGCGAAAUGAAACAAGGAAAUCGAAGACACAGACGCGAAAUAAAAACCGACUUAAAACAAUCACGAGUGAUUGCUUAACAAAAAUAUAUUUUUUAAAUGACAGGAAACUGUGUCGCGUGCCACCUCAAACCGGAAGAGUGUGUCUACUCACCUGACCAGGUUCAACGGGUGAACAAGUGUCCAUUGUGUGACGGACGGUUGCCUCGCAGAGAUGGUUUGUGGAGGAUUCCUUUGCACCAAAACUUCACUUUGCGCACUUAAUUUACUCUAUGUGCUGGUGAGCCUGCUGCUGGUGGGCGUGGCGGCAUGGGGGAAAUGGUUCGGCCUGGUCUCCAGCAUCCGUGUAGUGGCGGUGGUCAUCGGCGUGGGCAUCUUCCUGCUUGUGGUGGCCUUCGUGGGCCUGUGCGGCGCCCUCAGGCACCACCAGGUCCUCCUCUUCUUCUACAUGAUCAUACUGUUCUUGGUGUUUGUGGUGCAGCUGGUCGUGUCCUGUGCCUGUCUGGCCCUCAAUAAAGACCAGCAGAAUCACCUCCUGGAGGUCGGCUGGAACAAGUCUGAGUCGACGCAGAGGGAUGUGGAAAAGACCCUCAACUGCUGUGGAUUCUCCCACGUCAACUACAACGCAUCCUGUGCUGCUAGCUGCUUUAACCACAAGCCUCCAUUGUCGUGUGACGCGUGCGCCAGCAUCGUUGAGAAGUACGCGGGGGAGGUGCUGCGGUUUGUGGGCGGUAUCGGACUCUUCUUCAGUUUCACAGAGAUGCUUGGACUUUGGCUGGCUCACAGGUACAGGAACAUCAAAGACCCCCGAUCGAAUCCUGGAGCCUUUCUGUGAUCGCUGGAAUAAAUGAACGCCUCACUUCCUGCUUCUGUAACGAGUCUGCAUUCAGGACAGUUAGUAUAUUUGCAACUGCAUUCAUUUGUAAAUGCUGGAAGCAGGAACUAAAACAGGGGUGGGCAAACUACGGCCCGGGGGCCACAUCCGGCCCAAUAUGGCCCGCCUGUUCUUUCCAAAGUAUUUUAUUUAAACUCAACAUACAACCUGGCAUCGUGGCUUGGGCCAAUUUUUUGAUGGUUGAGGUAGCUGCUUUAUCAAUUUGGUUAUUUGAUGUGGUCUGUUGUUUACAAAAUACUCCUGGAAAAAGGAACACAAGCACAAUAGUAAAAAUAAUAAUAAAUAAUAAUACAAUAAUAAUGUUGU
Doryrhamphus excisus (bluestripe pipefish) is the source of this 1240-nucleotide messenger RNA. It is a transcript of the gene tspan13a, whose product is annotated as tetraspanin 13a. The record is from RefSeq and is a predicted model, not a curated record. Gene Ontology annotation, cellular component: membrane. NCBI's taxonomy places the organism in Eukaryota, Metazoa, Chordata, Actinopteri, Syngnathiformes, Syngnathidae.